This is a messenger RNA of Parastagonospora nodorum SN15, 426 nucleotides long. RefSeq lists its product as hypothetical. Bases 1 to 426 code for a protein of 141 amino acids. NCBI's taxonomy places the organism in Eukaryota, Fungi, Ascomycota, Dothideomycetes, Pleosporales, Phaeosphaeriaceae. The transcript is spliced from 2 exons. The record is from RefSeq and is a predicted model, not a curated record.
AUGCACGAUUUGGAAUUGAGGGAGUACAUAACAGUCGGAUACAUUCGAUGGUGCGGACAUCCGCUUCCGCAGCUGGCUUGGAUGCGAGCGGUUGAUAUCGAGCCGCAAGUCGAUCGCAACCAGCAGCAAAGACGGGGAGACGAGACGAUCAGACCGACACCAAAGGUCAUCUACGUCCCCUCCGAUUUGCCCCGUAUCCGAAUCAAUCCCUCUGCUCUAAUAAACUGCUAUUGCGGUAAGCCACGACACUAUGCCAACGAGUGCACCGUACCCAAGUUCCGAGAAGUAGAGGUUGAACAAGCGGACGAACGUCUAGACGCAGAAGAGGACUGUGCGGGCCGAAACGGGACGAGAAACGGCGCCGCUAGGGCAAACUCUCCUUCCCAUGCGGAAGCAAGUAUUCCAAUUCAAUAUCGACAUGUCUAA